Messenger RNA from Nothoprocta perdicaria, 1027 nucleotides. RefSeq names its product gamma-glutamylcyclotransferase (gene GGCT). The transcript is spliced from 4 exons. Bases 1 to 588 code for a protein of 195 amino acids. NCBI's taxonomy places the organism in Eukaryota, Metazoa, Chordata, Aves, Tinamiformes, Tinamidae. The record is from RefSeq and is a predicted model, not a curated record. Gene Ontology annotation, molecular function: gamma-glutamylcyclotransferase activity.
AUGGAGCCGGGUGGCGUUGGUGAUUCCCGGUUCCAGAUCCCGGUUCCGUCGGGGGCCGGCGACCUCCUGUACUUCGCCUACGGCAGCAACCUGCUCCGGGAGCGGCUGGUGCUGAGCUGCCCGUCCGCAGCGCUCCGCGCCGUGGCGCGCCUGCAGGAUUAUAAACUCGCUUUUGGCCAUCACCAAGGCAGAAUAAGUCCCCUCUGGCAUGGAGGUGCAGCCACCGUGGUCCAGAGCCCUGGAGACGAAGUAUGGGGAAUAGUGUGGAAAAUGAACGCUAGCAAUUUAAGUUCCCUGGAUAAGCAGGAGGGAGUUGAAGAAGGCAUUUAUGUCCCAAUAGAAGUUAACGUCCACACUCAAGCAGGAGAGGUACUGACCUGCCGAAGCUACCAGAUGCGUGACUGUGUUUGUGGUCUCCCUUCUCCCCAGUACAAAAAGGUUAUCUGCAUGGGGGCCAGACAGAACGGCUUGCCCGCCGAGUAUCAGAAGAAACUAGAAGCUAUAGAAACCAACAACUACGCCGGCCCGGUGCCCAUCCUGGAAGAAAUCGAAGCUGCUACCAAGGCAAAGAAAAUGAAUUCUGCAUAGAGCCCUUGUGCAUCUGCUUGCCCGUUCACCCUCACGUAGCUGCCCUUCCUUUGGUGCCCAGCUGCCCCACGCCAGGAGAUGUGACGUGCAGUUUGAACACACACCAGCACUGCUGAUUUCCUCACUUUGUAUGCCUGGGUUGAUUUACUGAUUUCUUUUUGCAGAAACUGUCUUUCUGCAGUCCUCGGGCAGCGCUGCACAGGAUCUGUGCUUCAUAUCCUUCUGCUUAUAGAGCUUUUUACACGGAAAAGGCCAUCCCGCUAGGAAUUUGUGUUUCUCCCUGUCUGCGGACUAGAAUCUGCACAAUUCAAACCUUUGGUCUACACUAUUAUUAAGGAUUUCAAAGGCUUCCUGGGGUGCAAAGUACAUCUGAAACUCUCAAGCAAGAUGAAAUAUUUGUCUUUUAUUUCCUGCUGCUCCUGUUAAUGAUUGCAAGCCC